Calliphora vicina (urban bluebottle blowfly) is the source of this 491-nucleotide messenger RNA. RefSeq names its product ribonuclease P protein subunit p20 (gene Rpp20). Bases 43 to 477 code for a protein of 144 amino acids. Gene Ontology annotation, biological process: tRNA 5'-leader removal. The transcript is spliced from 3 exons. Gene Ontology annotation, molecular function: nucleic acid binding. Gene Ontology annotation, cellular component: nucleolar ribonuclease P complex; ribonuclease MRP complex; nucleus. NCBI's taxonomy places the organism in Eukaryota, Metazoa, Arthropoda, Insecta, Diptera, Calliphoridae. The record is from RefSeq and is a predicted model, not a curated record.
AUUAUUAAAAAUAUGCAUAUGCUUGCUUGAGUUGGAAAUAUUAUGGAACAGCAUCCUGAGAAUAAAAAAAUAAGGUCUAAAACUACAACUAAGGCCAACAACAAUCGUAACCACAAAAAGAAACCUCCUCCAAAAGUAAACAAAAGGCAAAACGACAUUUACAUCACAACAAAAUCUAAUUUUAAGGCACAACAAAAACAUUGUGAAGAUCUUUUAAACGCCGGUAUAAAGGAAAUAUAUUUACAUUGCCUGGGAAACGCAAUUUUACGAGGUCUUAAUUUGGCAUCAAGCUUAGUUAAAAAUUCAAAUGAUGCCCUUACAUAUGCUAUAAACACUUCAACUAUACAUUUAAUAGAUGAAUAUCAUCCACUGUGUGAUGCCGACGAUAUUUCAAUUCAACGAAGAAAUAAUUCAGCAGUUCACAUUAAAAUUAUUCGAAAUUCGGUGUAUGACGUAGAUGUUGCCAUUUCAAUUUAAAAAAAAAAUCCACA